Messenger RNA from Ornithodoros turicata, 7301 nucleotides. Its product is annotated as transcription factor CP2-like. Gene Ontology annotation, molecular function: DNA-binding transcription activator activity, RNA polymerase II-specific; RNA polymerase II cis-regulatory region sequence-specific DNA binding. NCBI's taxonomy places the organism in Eukaryota, Metazoa, Arthropoda, Arachnida, Ixodida, Argasidae. Gene Ontology annotation, cellular component: nucleus. The record is from RefSeq and is a predicted model, not a curated record. The coding region runs from base 427 to 2457 and encodes 676 amino acids. The transcript has 21 exons. Gene Ontology annotation, biological process: regulation of transcription by RNA polymerase II.
GUUCUCUCCGCAGUUCCGUGUGCGGUGUUCCGGAGGUUUCUUCCUUCUGUAGCGGGUGGAAAAAUAUUACCUUUUUCAUUUCAUGUAUCUACGGCAGAGCACACUGAAAGAAAUCUUGAGCCACGAACACAAACCGCGUGUCAGAUUGUCCUUUUGCCUUGCACAUGAACAGUCGUUACCUUGCCGUUUUGGCUUUUUUUGCGUCAUGGUAGUAUCAGCUGGUAGAGGGAAGGCUCUUCUGUUAUAUUUUCUCAGUAUUGUGGCGAACGAGGUGAUCACAUCAGCUUACCAGCUGGAACGUGUGAGACAUCCACUGAGAUAAUCUUUGCAGAACUCCUCGCAUACUCCAUCGAUGAAACGGCGAAGGUGAUAUGAGGUGGAAGCUGUUGUGAGCACUGGAUACAACCUGUAGCUCCUAGCUUUGGAAUGACAUCUGUGAGCCACUGGCAAAUAGACGAUAUUGACGAUGCUUUGGCUGCUGAUUUCGAUGGCAGCCUUUCUGGCUUGGGCAUGGAACUGGGAACAGCCUCUUUUAACAUGAGUGAUGCUCUUCUGGCUCUCCCGAGCUUGUCGUCAGUCAAACAAGAAAUGCCCAGAGACAAUGGCUACAGUUUGUCUGAUACACUGCGCAUCAUAUCCAACAGCGAAAGUGGCAGCACGUUGCUGAACAGUGAGAAUUCACGUUCCCUGGUUCACGGUAAGAAGAACCGUCUGCCGCACAGUGGGGAUGACGAUGUCAGUGGUGCCAUCAAGCGCUUUUGUGUCAGCACAGGGCGGGAGCCCCAUGACACUAGUCCCAGCCAUUGCAGGCACAGUUCGUCAGCUCCCGACCUCCGGCUAGCAGUGUACCAGCCGGGAGGGGGACUUCCUGGAACUUCGCCCUCGUCGAGCAGUUCCUUGCCCCUGCACGUGCUGCCUGCUUCGCCUGCGUCACCCCCUGUGGGAGCUACCGGAGGGUUCCAGUACGUUCUGGGUGCAGCAACAUCAAUUGCAACAAAGUUGCAUGAGGAGACCAUGACCUACCUCAACCAAGGCCAGUCCUACGAAAUCAAGCUCAAGAAGCUCGGAGACCUCACAGAAAUGCGGGGGAAGAUGCUCAAGAGCAUCAUCCGAGUCGGGUUUCAGGAGAGACGGCUGCAGUACAUGGAGAAAGAACAGAUAAUCCUCUGGACUAGGCAGCGGAUGGGGGAACGCAUUUUGGAGACCGAUGUCCCACUAUCUUACGGCGUGUACGACGUCGUCAACUGUUCUUCGAGGAUCAACUGCUGCGAGCUCUUGUGGGACCCCACGAAGGAGACGGGCGUCUUUGUGAGAGUGAACUGCAUAAGCACUGAGUUCACGCCCAAGAAGCACGGAGGGGAGAAAGGAGUUCCCUUCCGCAUCAUCAUCGAGACGUUCUCGCACGGGGAUGGGCAUCCGCAGAAGUUGCACGCUGCUUCCUGCCAGGUCAAGGUGUUCAAGCCCAAGGGAGCGGACAGGAAACACAAGACGGACCGGGAGAAGAUGAUGAAACGACCCCAAUCUGAGCAGGAAAAGCACCAGCCUUCUUACGACUGCACAGUUUUCACUGAGUGCACCGCAGAAGUUGCAUUCGGUCCGGCAAUCUCGCCUCCACCCGUGGUGACUGCGGUGUCCGGGCCUUCCGUUUCCUCGACGGGGUCACAGCAGUCCCUGAGCAGCACCACGUCCACCACGACGGUGGUCGCCGCGACUACGGGGCAUCGUUUGUCCACCGGCACGCCGCCCCCUCUGCCUCCGCCCCUGCCGUCGGUGAGCGGCGGGCGCCCCUCCAGCUACUCCCCCCAGACCAACGACAGCACUUACGGGGCAGUGUCCAUUCACGAACAGAACCCUGGCACCCCAGGCAGCUCAACCAGCGAUGUGCUGGAAGUGUCGGAUGCCUCACUUUCUUCACCGCAAACCUUUGCGGUCUCUUCGGGGUCCCUGCUGUCGUCCGAGGCCAGUGCGACGGAGACGUCUCAGUGGCUGCACCAGAACCGUUUUGGUCCUUUUGCACAAACUUUCAACAGCUUCUCCGGUGUGGAUGUUUUGCGCUUGACACGUGACGAUCUCAUCCAAAUCUGUGGCUUAGCAGAUGGGAUUAGACUCUACAACGCCCUGCAUUCGAGGGCAGUUCGACCAAGGCUGACUCUGUACAUUUGCCUGGCUCACGAACAUGGUGGUGACAGCAGUGAUAGAGUGUUCCGAGCCGUGUACUUGGAGAACCUUACGGUGAUGGAUCUCCUAAGCAGGCUCGCAAGUGUCUGCAACUUGUCGCCUUUUUCGGUGCAUGAAGUCUACGUCAGUGGGCCCACGGGAAUUCAUAUCUUGGUCACAGACGAGGUGGUGAGGAACAUGAAUGAUGAGUCCAUGUACAUUUUGGAACUGUUAAGAGCAGGCCAAGAAGAGGAAGGUUACAGCCUCUUGCUUAAACUCUACGUGAACAGUCGGUCGUGAGGGUCCAGUUCUUUCUCACUGUGUUCUCAUCUUUCUCGAACCAUUUACACCUGCGUGCAGCUGCCACCUGUUCUUUCCUCAAGACUGUACCUGAUGGGCAAACCUUACACUUCUUCAUUCCAUCCAUUCUCGUUGGCAACUGCCGCUGUUUUAUCACAUUCACGUGUCAUACGCAUACAAAAUGUGAAUCGCUGCACUUAUUAGACUGCACUUUGCACACACACACGCUGGUAGCAAGUUGGGGAGUGCUGUUUCUUAUUGGAGAACUCUGAAACCCAUUCUUUGAAAGUCGGCUACACUCCAAACACAGAGCUUCACCACAUAGCACGCUGUGCGCCAACCAUUGCCACGAAUGAUAGGAUUAUCGCUUCCGAUUCGAGGAGAGAAGGGGGCGUACGCCUUUUUGUGGCAAUUGAGAUACAUGAAAAUUGCAACAAAAAGGCGUACCCCCCCCCCCCCCCCCCGAUUCGAGGAGAGAAGGGGGCGUACGCCUUUGGCAAUUUGGAUAUAAGAAAAUCGCCACAAAAAGGCGUACGUCCCCCGCUCUAUUCGAAUCGGAAGUGAUAACCCUAUCAUUCUUCGCAAUGGUUGGCGCACAGCGUGCCAUGAGGUGGCGCUCUGUUUUUAGAGUGUAUUCUGAAGCCAAUAGCAUUACAUAAUAUAAUAUGAUAAUACCAGUAAUGUGAUAAUAUAUGCUCAUGGGAAUAAUGAGCUAGCAGCGCAGUAAUAAAUGUUCUUUUUACGCAACUUCUUGUUCUUUUUUUCUCUUUAGCCCGCUGAAAUCGGUGUGGCCCGCAUUACCAAAAUGUACCGCGUAAAUGUGUAAAACGUGCCUUUUAUGGUCAAUAGGUGCAGCGAAGUAGGUAUACGGGAUUCCGACACUCUGUAAAAUUAAUAUUUUUACGGCCAUAUGGCCAGUGGCUUUUCGGCAAAUGUCUAAUCUUGGGCUAUACAUGUGUUGGUGUGAUGCGAUUUGUUAAUGGGAGAUCUCUAAGACUACGAGACUAUUGAUUAAAGCUGACUCGUUGCUUUUAUGUGCUCUGUUUCUGUCGUAUAGAGUUUUUAAUAUAUAUAGCAUUUCGUGUAAUGUAUAGCUGCAUUUUAUUUAGCGUUUGCUUUGCGGGACACUUGAGUCAGACCAACAAAAGCCUGUUUGUCAGAGUGUCAGGGAAGCGUUACAUUCAUAACCAAGAUUUGUUUUGUCCUCAUUAGAAACACGAUCAACCAGUCACGCUAGUUAGGUUGUUAGGAUUCUCUUCAGGCUUUUGUUAUCGAUGCUUUCACGUGCAUGUGUUGUGCAGACCACAUUGUUGCCUUCACUUUUGCAUUAUGUUAUGUAUACCAUGCUUACCAGGUGUCAAAAUGUAUGUCAAAGAUGUCUCUCCUACCUAAAGGAGUGUGGAAGAACUGGAAAAAGCUGCUUCCAUCGGCUGCCAGUCUGCAACAUGAUGUCUUCUGCCCACUAUAGUGAGGCACACUCCUUUUUUUUUCUUUGUAUUUUUGCAGUUUGUCUCGUUAAAAGCAAAUUCUCGGCAGCCAAUAAAAAGUGCUCCGAUCAACUCACAUGCAACAUGCAAGGAGCAGCUUGUGGGGGGCGGCGGACUGCUGCUGCUGCAUGUUCUUGUAAUUUUCUCAGGAAAUUCAUAUGUACUUCUUAAAAAGCAAUUAUUUUGCAUGACUGUUCCUGAACGUAAUAUGUCAUGCGAUAGAAGACGCCAUAUAUUUUGAAGUGCCCUCCACGCUCUUUUACGAAGAUAACCUUGUUUUUAAAAAGCAACUGAAGUGGGAUUUGUCACAUUUAGUAUGUCUGUGUGUGUGUCUAGGAGACGUGGGCCUCAGCAGCAUUUUAGUCAUUUCUUAGAUAAUAACAUUGUUGCCAUUGACCAUGUUUAUAUGUGGGGUGGUUUGUUGUAUAAGAUAUUUUGGUAGAAGGAUCAACGUGUUUAGCAUUUGUGCAUAAGUAUUGCAAGCAUUGUGCAAAGUGUUCAGCAUCGUUGAAUGUGCAUAAAUGUUUAUGACAGCGUGCAUGCUGCAGAGGUUGCGGUAUAGUACACCGAAACACUCUUCACACAAAACUUGAUUAUAGCAUUCUUUAUAAAUGUAAUCUCUUCUCUGCAUAAAUAUUGUGUUUUUUGCAACCAAGAUGUUUUUUUUUUUUCUUUUCUGAUAUUCUAGGUGGAACUAAUAAUGUGUAGGAUCUGACUUUCUUAGGUCAGGUGCCCUUCACAAAUUUUGGGGUAAAAGUCGUGUGCUGUUCUGUAAUCUGUGGCAAUACAUAUGCAUUUAAGUGUUGUCAGGUGAAAGUAAAAGGAGCUUGCGGUUUAUUGCACCGGGUCACGUUGUCAAUGUGCACGCAAAUGCACUUGACAAUGUAACUGUGUGCCGCGCGAUUGCCAGGUGUGUUGUCACACGGUAUUUUUGUAUUUUUAAGGCUCCCUUCUUAGGCCUAAAAAAAAUGCACCGUACUUUGUUGGAAGCCCCUUGGUAUACUGUACCAUUGACAUACGCGCACCUCUUGAUUUCCAUUGAAGUGGGCUAACCACUACGCUACGCUGACAUCUGCUGCGCUGGCACUGCGUGGUGUAGUGGUUAGUUGACUUCACUGGAAACCGAGAGGUGCGUGAUUCGAUUCCUGUCGUCGUCUGGCUUUUUCGACGACUGCCAUAUUUCAAUUUUUCACGUUCUUAAGCACCUUGAGGCUUGUGUUUGUUCGUUUGUUUGUCUUGUUGUGUGUUUCUGCCUCAGAACAGUUACUUUCUAACUGGUAACCAUGAUGCACAACUGCUAGCAACAUUAAUUUGCUUUCAUUCAAUCAGUUAGAGUGCAGUGUCGUUUUAAAAAUUUUUUUGCAUGUUACCUGGGACACCCUGAAUAGUGUUGGACAAUGAUAGUAAAAGCCGUUGUUACUGCAUCAGGAGCUCAUAUGUUACGGGGGUGCUACGAACUAAUAUAAAAUAUGGAGCACUGGAGUUGUAAAGACUAGAAUUUUAGCUGGGGAAGGGUUGUGUUUGACCCAUAUUAUAUAAAUAUUUAUGGGAGGGAUGGAUUGGUUGGAACCAGGGUUUUACCAGAGCAAGCUUGAGAUAAUUGCGUGCUUUUUGCCGUAUCGAAGGGAUUUUUGGAGCCAGAACAUAUUUCCAUUUGUCAGUUUAGCCAAGCCUGGUGACUCUUUCACUGUUGACACAUUUUGUGUGUUCAAGCCUGGACUUUAUGGCACUACCGUGACAAAACAACGGCAAGCCCGUCAGACACAAUUCUAUUUGGCACCAGCACACGUGUUCAUGCCCAGCCCAAUAGCCUCCUCUUUAUCCACCGCAAAAGUACUUUAAAGUCAAUCAAUUUAUAUAUACUCCCAAAAACCCCCGGGGAGGGCGUCGACACUAAACAAGGGAGUGUGAACGGCGAUUAAGAAGUUUAAGAUUAGUUUAGAUGGCCUAGCCCGUUCCCAAUUGUCACGCCGACUGUGAUGACAAUGCACAAACACAUGGACAAAGAAAUGUGCCUUUUUUUUUUCUUCUCUCGCAUGGAAUGGAUCUGGGGUUCUCUGAAUGUAAUGUAUCCUGAUAUGAUGGGCCAGAAGUUUUCACCAAUCUGAAGCAACGCGCAUGAGCGACAACCUAGACAUUGACGGGGUGUCUGCCAAAUUGCAGCUUUCAAAUUCCCAGACUUUUCCAGGUUUUCAUCGACUCUUUCAGGCGAAUGCUUUGACGAAAACAAAAGGGAACUUCGUGCCCGCUCCUACAUUUUAAUGAAGAUCUCUCGUAAGUGAGGCUUCCCCAUCUUUCUGCCUCAAAGCCUGUUGUAUUGGUGAACCAAUGGCAACGUUAUGGCAACGUUGCUGCAGCAUCGCCGCUCAACCAUCAUCGAACAGCACUCGCGAAUCACAGCGCAUUGGCACGGCACUUGUUUGCGAUUUUUUUCCCAGACUUCAGCUGCUUUCUGGCGAAAUAUCCUGACAGUGCCCAGUUUUCCAGGUUGGUAGACGCCCUGAUUGAAUGUCGAUGGGCAACAAGAAGUGGCGUCGUGACAGGAGUGGAUUGCAUCCUUGCGAGGGGCUGCACCGUGGGACUGUGUCGCCAUGUCGUCGUUUGAGAUGGAAGUACACUGUGAAAUGUGGAAUAAUCUGUUCACAUCUUUUUCCUGUGCUUAAUUAUGAAAAUGGGAUCACAUACUAAACUGCAUGCGAGUGCUGGAAGCCGUGUUAACAGUAUGGAGACUACAGAUUUUUUUCACCUCUUUAUCUUCACUUAUGAGUUAUGGUUUCACAACCGAAAUCACUUGAUCUCUUCUGCAGCUUUAACUGGUGUCUUACAAAUGACAAUUUAACAAUGUAAUAUAAGAAUUUGUAUUUGUUACAUUUUUGUAAAACCAUGAAACAAUGUCACAUGUGCACCUUUUGACUUUUUUUUUUUUUUUCCUUUAUGCAAGCUUUUACGCAACAGUGUUGAAAAAAAAUUGGAAUAUGUAUCUGUGUUUUUGCAGAUCUGCUGAUGUACCAAACAGAAUUAACGUACAAGUCAAACACAGAAAAGUCAUUUGUUGCAGUACCACGUUGUUCAUGAAUGCAGUGUUAUUUCUUCACUUUGGGGAACAGUUCAUUUGCAGUACAUAUUUGUAUAAAUGCAAAAUGAGGACUUGAAAGCUUUCUUGUUCGAUUGUUUUUUCCAUUAGCGCCAGAUCAUAGCUCUGCUCCAUCCUAUUUGAAACGUGUUUUCAAAUCGUCACCUCUUAGUGUUAUAUUUUUAGAAAGAUGUUUUUUGUUGCAUUGAACGUCACUACGAACUGGAGUAACGUCAUCCCAUUCGAGACUUGUAAAUAAUAAAUGCCAUUAUUUUCCCACUACA